This is a messenger RNA of Nasonia vitripennis (jewel wasp), 3506 nucleotides long. RefSeq lists its product as uncharacterized. The record is from RefSeq and is a predicted model, not a curated record. The transcript is spliced from 6 exons. Lineage: Eukaryota; Metazoa; Arthropoda; Insecta; Hymenoptera; Pteromalidae. Bases 1365 to 2414 code for a protein of 349 amino acids.
GGUUAAUGAAAAUCGUCCUGUAGAUGUAACAGACUUGAAAAAAAAAUGUCGCUGUAGAUGAUGUCGUCCUUAAACGAUUAAUUAAUAAGGAUUAUGAACAGUUUUAUACACAAAUUCAAAAGAAUAAGUCGCUUUAUAAACUGUUAAGUGAUGAUCAUGCUUUAUUAGGGCGAUUAGCUUUAUUAAAAUACGCAGAUAAUCAGCAACUAUUAAUGUUUCGCAAAAUAAUAAGCGAUAAAAUUAUCGAAAGUGAAUUAGUGAACUCUACGAGUUCAGCAUUGCCAUUUACUAUAACAAGUCAAAAAUAUCAGGAAUUGGCCAACUCCGUUACAGAAUUAUUUAUUAACGAAAAACCGGAACUUUAUUAUGAACCAGGAUACACAUCGUACAAAACAGUCAAUGGUCCAAAAGUUGCUGAAAAAAAAAUUGUUCUGGCUUGUUACAUAACUCUUAUCUCAAAUUAAGAGAUUAUUUUCGAAAAGCUCAACUAAUAAAAGUAACUUACGUGUCGAAAGAAGGCACUGCUAAAAAAACUAAGCAUCUGUUUAGAUUUUGAAAGAACAUUUUACACACGAUGUGGUGAUGGACUUUUAAAUUCAAAAAGUCUAAGCUCUAAGUGGCCAGUAUUAGCAGAUGCAGUUAUUAAAGUAGCAAAAAAAAGAUGUGAAGUGGAAGGCAAAACUUGAAUAACUAAUGUCCCACAUGCUGUUACCGAAGCCACUGAAUGUAUAAUUCCAGAUUGUAAUAAUCUUUGCGAUGUGCUCAAUGAAAACCACACUUUACACAAUAAUGAUCAUAAAAGUGCCUUGGCAUUUCUAAUCAUUCCUCAUUUGAUUAAGUUCUCGUUCAAAAGGCCAGCUAAUUGUACGUGGACGGUAACGAGAGCACAAGCUAAGAAAUUUUACAUUCAACACAACAAGACACACGAAGAUCUUAAAACGUCUAUCGAUCAGCAUCGAACAUUGCACACAGAUUCUUAUCUACAAACUGUACCAUACGCGGUAUUUUGUGGACGGCUGCACUCCUUAGAAUGUUGUCAUGUCGUCAUAGAUGAACUCUGUUAUGAUUUUAAAAACAAUGUCGAUGCUAUCGAUUUACUGUUUAAACUUUUUUUUACGUUAAAAAUUGAUUACCCUAUUAUGUGUUCACAUAUUUGGGCUUUUUUCCAGAGACAUAUUUAUGGAUUAGAAAAAGCAAGGACAGUCGCUUCACGACCGAUAAAUGAAUUAAUUAGCGAUUUAACCAGAUAUCCUACAAAUUAGAUUUUAGUUUAAUAUUUAUUGUUCGUAGUUUAGCUUAAUACUUAUUUUUAAGAGUUAAUUUUUCAAGAAAUUAUCAAGAUUGUUAUUGUUCGCGAUACUCGGAUGAAAAUGGAUCUAUAUAACGAAAUUUUGAUGGCGACUUGCCAGUUGUAUGGUAACUUAAGAUUUUCUAGAAAUGAUGUGCAAUUUAUUAUAGAGUUUGUACAAAAUUUCGUUGAGAAUAUAUAUAAUCCUCGUUUGCACAAGCAAUUAUCCGAGAACUUGUACAACGCAGUUAGUGAAGAAGCUACUGACGAAAUUCGUAAAACUUUUAAAAAGUAUAAAAAUGUAUUUGGGGAUUUUAACACUGAAGAUAAGAGGUUACGGAUAUAUAAGCAACAUGGUUUUCUUAUAGAUCCAAUAGAUGUUCCUAUUGCAAGCUCAGAGAGAUCAUCGGUAUGUGGAGAAAAAAUCAGUAUAAAAAAUAAAUAUAUUACAAUAACUCACAUACCGUUAAAAUAUUCGCUUACACAAUUCUUACAAAUCGAUAGACUGUUUGAUGCACUAAUCGAGUACAAAGACUUUUUAAUGCAAGACCAAACGGCACUGACAAAUUUCGUGCAAGGACAAUUAUGGAAAAAACAACUGUCUGAGUUUGAUAAAGAUGGUGUUGUUCUUCCAUUAUUUGGUUAUCAUGAUGACGUUGAAACCGGCAAUUCUAUGGGAUCUCACUCAAAAAUAAACGAAGUCGGAGCAGUGUACGCUACGAUUCCGUGCUUGCCAACGAAUUUCGCAUCAAAACUGGAAAGCAUUGUCAUGUCAGAUAUUUUCUACAGUAAUGAUAGAAAACAGUACGGCAAUGCACUGAUCUGUAAGUCGUUCAUUGCAGACCUGAAAAAAUUAAGGGAAGAAGGCAUAGAGAUACAAAUCUGCAAUAAAAAGAUUAAAGUAUACUUCAUAACAAGUUUAAUACUUGGGGAUAACCUUGGAUUAAAUAGCAUGCUAGGGUUUACGUCUUCUUUUACUAAAACUAUGUGGUGUCGAAUAUGCUAUGCUAGUCCUGAUAAGAUACAUUUUAUGACGAAUGAAGACGAGCGUUUGUUAAGAACUGUUGAGUCUUACAAGAACGAUGUAAAAAAAUUAUGCGUAUCUGAAUCUGGUGUAAAUGAAUAAUGUAUUUUCCACGAAAUUACUGAUUUUAAUGUCAUUGUAAACUCUGCUGUAGGCGUUAUGCAUGACGUUUACGAGGGAGUAUGCAAUUAUACAUUGGCAGAUAUUAUAUUAAAAUUUGUAGUAAAACGAGAAACUGUUUAGUAUAGAUGUAUUGAUUUAUAAAUUACGAUCCACGAAUUUUGGCUUCGAAACAUCUAAUACACCACCAUUAAUUAAUUUAGACUAUGUGAAAAAAAAUAGAAGACUGGAAAUGUCGUCAUCUGAAUCACUUUUUUUGUAGAUAUUUCGGUAUAAUUGUCGGAGAUUUAGUUGCACGCGAUAAUAUUCACUGGAAAUUGUACAAGAAGUUAAGGGCAAUUAUUCAUUUAAUAACAGCUCCAUCUCUCAAAUACUCCGAAAUUUUACAGUUAGAAACUUUAAUUGAAGAAUUUAAUGACAUGUACAUUCAACUUUUUGGAUAUUUGUUGCCAAAAUUUCACCUAUUAGUUCACUAUACAGAUAAUUUUAAAAAAUAGACCCGUUAGUAAAUCAUCAUCAAUGCAAUUCGAAUCUUUUCAUCGCAUUAUAAAAGCAAUCGUUCUCAAUUCUUCUUCGCAUGUUCAAAUUUUGAAAACUGUGGGUACAAGAUAUUUAUUAAGUCUUAUGAAUUCCCAGUUUUCAAAAUAUGAAAAUGAUUACUUUUGGUUCAAAGGAAUCGAAUGAUUUAUCAAACGAUUUUGUCUCGUCAUCAAAAAUCAAGUAUGCCGUUAAUAGUAUUACUAUAAAUAAUUUUAAUUAUUCAAAAGGUACUGUGAUUAGCCUAAACUUUGUUGAUAAUUUGCCUGUAUUUGGUAAAAUUAACAAUAUUUUCGUAGUUGAUAAUAAGAUUGAAUUUCAAUAUAUACUCAUAAAGACAGUUGGAUUUGAUCCACAUUACUUUGCGUACAGCAUUACAGUUGAUGAAACUGAAGAAAUCAAAAUUGCCGAAUACAGUUUAUUGUCAAUAAAAACUCCUUGUUUGUUAUUUGAAACAAGAGAUUCGCAAUUUAUUGUAACGAGACACACGUUGUAGAUACUUAAAUACAAAUAAAACUUUUUCAAUCAUUAAAACUA